Messenger RNA from Amborella trichopoda, 2789 nucleotides. Its product is annotated as SIN-like family protein. The record is from RefSeq and is a predicted model, not a curated record. Gene Ontology annotation, cellular component: nucleus; RNA polymerase III complex. NCBI's taxonomy places the organism in Eukaryota, Viridiplantae, Streptophyta, Magnoliopsida, Amborellales, Amborellaceae. Gene Ontology annotation, biological process: tRNA transcription by RNA polymerase III.
UCCCUCUCUCAAAAACAAUUCUCUCUCUCCCUCUCUCUAAAAAUCUCCCUCUAAAACUCAGUGCAACUAAAUCAAAUCCUGCUCAUACAAAAGAGGCGGCCACGGCUUCUGCAACCCUCCCCUAAUGGCGAACAACGAUCCUCACUUGUCAGUUUCUUUCGUCCCUUCUGAUGCCUCUGCGCGGGACGAGCUCUUAGACCCUCUAGCCUCCCAUGGCCCCACUUCUAAGCCCUCAAAGUUCCAGCCCAAGUUCAAACCUCGUCCCAAUUCCAGAAACCCCAACCCUAAAGCUAACUCGAAUGGCACUGUAUCAGAACCUUCCGCAUCUCUCAAUCAAGGCCCUUCAGUGAAGCGGAAGCCACCAGAAAUUUCGGAGACUAUCGAUCAAGGGUUUUCCAUGGGAAAGGGGGCACAAGGGAUAGCAGAGGUUAUGGCGAAAGUGAAGCUUGAACCAACGGAAAAUGGAGUAUCUCGCGUGAAAAUGGAGGAGGAUGUGGAAUUGAAGGUUAAAAAGGAUUCAAUGGAAGAGGUUAUGGAGGAAGCAAAGGUGGACAUGGAGAUAGAAAGUGAGGGGUUGGGAUCGAGCGAUUCUUCAUGGAAAGGAGGGGAAGAUAGAUUGGUGAGAACAAUCGAUUUGUUUCUGGUUCCUUCGCCUAUUGAUCCUGAUACACAGCUUUAUAUAAAUCAGUAUCCUCUUAGGGCUUGCUGGCGUCCGUAUGAAUUCGAUGAAAGGUGUCAAGAGGUGAGAAUAAGGCCUAAACAAUCCAAGGUAGAAUUCGAUUUGACCGUCGAUGACAAGAGUCCAUAUUAUGACCCGAACACUGAUGAUGACAUGAGAAUAACAAAGCAGACUUUGACAUCAAUGGAGGCAUCUCUUGCAACAGGAUAUGGUGUUGGGAUUCUCUCUGGCAGCAAGUUAUUCCUUAAUCGUGUUCAAGCAGUUCUACAGCUUCGACCAUCAAUGGAUCACCUGAAGAAGUCAGCCCAGGAUUCAAGAAAAAAUGACAGUCGCACCUCAGAAGAACCUACCACAUCAAAUAAGAAAAGUAAACAGGAAUCUGUUGGACCUUCUAAGAUUCAGGCAACUGAUGAGGGGCAAAAGGCAAGCACUUCACGGGAGGAUGAACCAGAGCCUUGGAUUACUCUUGAGUAUCAUGGCAUGGAAAGCCCUACUAGAGAUUAUUUCUGGCAGAAAAUGGUGACAGAAGAAAAUUCUCAACAACAAUUGUUUAUGAGUGUGAAUCAUUAUAUAACCUCUUGGAUUCCAGGAAGAGAUAGUGCUCCCCUUGAAAGAGCUUGUAUUAACCAUGGCAGAGGGGCCAGUGAUUCAAGUCUCUCUGAUGCAUUGUCCCUCGAAGAACAUAUCAAACUGUUGCUUUCUAAGGGACAAAACGAAAUCCUUCCGUUUGAAAUUCUCAUGCGGCAUGCUCCUGUGGGUUUAACUGAGCAAGAAGUCCUUAAGGUGCUCCAAAAGCAUGCCCACUUAGUGCAGGGGUAUUGGGUCCCCAAAAGCCCAUUGAGAUAUGAAGCUGAAUAUUGUAAGGUUCGGGACUACAUUCUCCUCUUGUUCCACAAAGAACGAGUGAUACAACAUGAUGAAGUGAAGGGGUUACUAAGCUGGAAGACUGAGAUUUUUGAAAAGGUUAUGAAUCCAUUGGGAUCUCGGAAUCGUGAGCUUAAGCGUUGGGAAUUCAAACUUCCCACCCAGAAAUCCUUUUUACAAAGCCAUGAGAAUGUGGUGGAAGAUCAAUCUCGGCUUUGGUUGAGUCUGGAAAAGCAUCUAAUGGAUUCAUUACCGUGGCUUAAAAAUAAGGCUUCAAAUUCCCGGGUUUCAUCUAAAAUAAAUACAAAGGGUUCUUCUAGUGUGGCCCCACUCUCUGGUCGUGGUGAUCAGCCUGCAAAAAGUGUUGCAGAUGGGGCUCAAAUCUCUGAGAGAUCAAUAAUGUCAGAAGAAGUUAGAGAGGCAAUUUCAGAUGCGCUUCGAGAUGUGUUCAAGAAGUACCAUGUUUGCAGCCUGCCGAUGUUACGCUCAGGAUUACGUGAUUUGGGUAUCUCCAAAUCUGUUACACCGAAAGCUGCUACAAGAGUUGCCGCAGCUGCAGCGCAUGGGGCUGCUGCAUCUGAUGCUGAACUUCUCUCUCAUGUCAAUAAAGUCGCUGUAAAUAUACAUGGAGUUUAUGCGCUGAAGUCACUUAGCAAUCCACUAUUAGACCCUUUGAGGGAGGUUGUUAUUAGUCUUCUUUGUGCAAGUAAACCAAAGGCAAAGCUAAAGAAAGUAGAAGUAAUGCAAGCUUUUAAGAUCAAGUUUAACAAGGAGGAUGUCCCCCCCAAUGUAUAUAAACAGGUUUUAACUGAACUAUGCGUCUCACAGGCUGGUGGGUGGGUGCUGAAAAGUGGGGAUGGAAGGCCCCUAUGAAUCUCUGACCUCUUUCCAAAUCCCACAAUGAUAACAGGCUGGGUCUCAUUGACACCAUAUCAAUUACAAACGGCAACUUCAUUCCUCGCCCUCUCUCUCUUUCGACAUGGCAUACAACAGUCAAGAAAGUGCAGAUCAUUGCACACUGACACAGUAAAACUAAAAUUGUGAUCAGUGUUCAAAUAGGUAUAGAGAGAAGGGAAUCAGUCAUAUUUCGUACAAAUUUUGAUUGCAACGAUUUGUAUAUGGGAGGUACUUGACUGUUGUAAGGGAGGUCUUGCUCCUUAAACAGAGAAAGAAUAGAGAAGGGUUUCGGGUUGUGGUAAUUAUUGCCUUUAGGGCUUCACUCAAUGCUCAUUCAGUCCAGUGUUGA